Molecule: messenger RNA, 1837 nt
Organism: Phalaenopsis equestris
Lineage: Eukaryota; Viridiplantae; Streptophyta; Magnoliopsida; Asparagales; Orchidaceae
Product: aspartate aminotransferase
Exons: 9
Coding region: 471-1655 (394 amino acids)
Biological process (GO): biosynthetic process
Molecular function (GO): catalytic activity; pyridoxal phosphate binding
Source: RefSeq, a predicted model, not a curated record
CGUUGGGAGAGAGCGUGUGAACAGAGUUGUCGUCGUCUAGAAACUCAUCUCAUGAUUCUGGUUCUUAGCGGGAUGUGGUCGAGAGUUGCAGAGGAAGCUGCAUCUUUUUCUUUCCACCCUUUUUCUCAACUAAAAGAAGUGGCCGAGUCGAAUUGGUAGCUUGGGUGGUACUUUCUUUUUCCAGGUAUUCUUUAUUGCUCUUGUCAAGUCUUGUCUGUAAUCUUGCAUCGUGGUGGAAACACGAAACGGCCUUGGGAAACGAGCUUUGGUUCAUUCGUCAGAAUAUCAAUAAUUAAGAGAACUUGAUUUGUGGGAGUUGGUGCAGAGAGUGUGGUAGUUACGUCUUCUGGUUUCCAUCUAUUUGUUGGUCCAAAGUCGUUAGCGUGCAAUAUUUUCUCCGGAUUGACGGUCCCUAUUUCAACGAAAUUAGGCCUCGCUUUUUCCCCCUUCUCACAGUGUGUUCUUCUGAGAUGGGCACUUUUGCAAAGCUCGCAACGAGGGCUCGGCAGACGGAAACCCCUGUGAUGGUUCAGAUCCAGCAAUUGAUGCGCGGAGCCAAAGAUGCCAUCUCACUUGCGCAGGGGGUCGUUUACUGGCAACCUCCUGAGCAGGCUUUGAAAAAGGUGCAAGACAUUGUAUGGGAGCCUUCAACUAGUCAUUAUGGUGCGGAUGAAGGACUUUUAGAUUUGAGAUUGGCUUUGCUUGAGAAGUUACGUCGGGAAAACAAAUUGACAAGAUCGUCAGUUAUGGUGACAGCUGGUGCUAACCAGGCAUUUGUGAAUCUCGUCCUUACAUUAUGCGAUCCCGGGGACUCUGUUGUUAUGUUCGCACCAUAUUACUUCAAUGCUUACAUGUCAUUUCAGAUGACUGGCAUUAACAACAUACUGAUUGGUCCAAGCAAUAAAAAAACACUACAUCCUGAUGUUGAAUGGUUGGAGACGAUGCUUUCAGAUGAAGGCACUAAACCAGUUCCGAAGCUUGUUACAGUUGUGAAUCCAGGCAAUCCUAGUGGGAGUUAUAUCCCACCGCCACUCCUUCAGAGAAUUUCAGAUCUCUGCAAAAGUGCUGGAGCAUGGCUUGUUGUAGAUAAUACCUACGAAUACUUCAUGUAUGAUGGUUUGGAGCAUUCUUGUAUAGAAGAUGACCAUAUUGUCAAUAUUUUUUCAUUCUCUAAAGCUUACGGAAUGAUGGGAUGGCGUGUGGGCUAUAUAGCAUACCCUGAAGUGGAAGGAUUUGGUGCUCAGCUCCUCAAAAUCCAAGACAACAUACCCAUCUGUGCUUCCAUUAUAGGACAACGCCUGGCGCUCUAUUCUUUGGAAGUAGGCCCAGAAUGGAUCAGAGAGAGAGUCCAGGACCUGGUAAAGAAUAGGGAGAUGCUCAAGAGAGCUCUUUCCCCACUCGGAGAAGACUCGGUUAAAGGCGGAGAAGGCGCCAUUUACCUCUGGGCAAAGCUACCAGAGAAUUGUUCUGAUGAUUUCGCGGUCGUUCGAUGGCUGGUGAGAAAGCAUGGGAUAGUUGUGAUACCUGGAAGCGCGAGUGGAGGACCUGGGUACAUCAGAAUCUCAUUUGGUGGGUUGAAAGAGGCUGAUUGUGAAGUUGCUGCAGAGAGGCUAAAGAAGGGAUUGGAAGAGCUGGUGAGAGAUGGGAUGGUAUAGUUGUUUCUUUUGUUAUUGUUAAGUAUUCUUCAAUGAUUUCUUUUCUAAAAUAAUUGUGUUGAGAAAAUAAUGAUUUUAAAUUGAAAAAAAAUGAUUAUUAAUUGUAAAAACUGCUGAAAUGAAGCUAGCAGAUGUGUUAUUUUUAAAUCCCGGAUGUUUUGAGUCAUUCUUCUCUAGUGCUA